AUAGAAGAAGGAUUUCCUUAUGUGCAAUUAAGUUUUCGUAUUUAUAGAGAAAAUAUCUUUUUUGAUAAAGUUCCUUUUUUUGUCGACCGACGGAUAAAAUGUUCUUUGUUUUCAUAAAUGCUGUAAUCUUAACAACAGUCACCUGCAGCAGUAAUGGAAAAAACACAGUAUGUGAAGGAAGUGUUAAAAAGCGGUGCUGUGCUGGUUACUUGGAAGUUAACGGCACGUGUGAAGAAUGCCCUGCUGGGAGGUUCGGCUUGAAUUGUAGCAGCCCCUGCAAAACUAAUUUUUAUGGUCGACUCUGCUUGGCGAAGUGUAUGUGUUCAAUUGACCAAUACUGUGACAACGUCAAGGGAUGUCUUAGGAAUUCAAGUUCAGACCUUUCGAUUUCUAGACAAAACGUUUCUGAUGUACCAUUUGAUGUUGGGAACAUCCAAGAAGACUUGGCAUGGCGCAACACUGCAUUCAUUCUCGCUUGGGUUUUGUUGAUACUUAUUGCUAUGAUCGGUGCUCUUCAGAUCAAAUCCAGAUUUGUAUCGGGUUUUAAUGGGAAAACUAAAGCUCGACACAGGACAGGCAAUGAAAACGCAUCAAUUGUAUAUGAAACAGACCAAACAGGCCGUGUUUCUGCAUCUUUGAGUAGCAGAAGUUGUAUCGGAGAGAAUCAAUUGUAUGAGGAACCUGACUCCACAUAUCCGUACGACAAUCUUUCACUCAGAGAUCAAGGAGUUGCUUUGUUCUUCCAAUCAAACGUUAUGCCAAACUCACCAGAUGUUUAUCUGGUUGAAAUGCAGGCAGAUUUUACCGGAACGUUAAUGAGUGAUCAAGUAUAUAGCUUGGCAAGUAUGCCUAUCCACAAGAGAGAUGUCUGCACUGACGACAUUGCAUCUUAGAUGAACUUUAGUUUGAAACAUCGUUCGUUUAGUUGAUUUGAUUCAAUAUAUGUAAUCAUGAAUUAUGUUUCAAAAAUGCCUAUUGUAAUAGUGCAAACAUCGUCUUACAAUAAUAUUGUAAAACAAUAUAAAACAAGUGUGAGAAUAUUUAAAGUCUCGAUUAAAACAACAUUGUCGCUUAUAUCUCUGUUUAUGUUUAUACAUGUACAUAUUUGUUGCUUGGAUGAUGCUUUAUUCUUGUAAAGAUUGGUGACUAAUUAAUAUAAAAAAACUGUACAUUCUAAAGUUUAAAAUAGCUAUAAAUACAGUAACUUUUAUUAUAUAUGUUAACUAAGAGCGGAGCUUACAACCAACAUUAUCGGUGUUUCACAAAUGUUCUUGUUUUUAAUACAGCAUACUCUCUAACAAAGUAUAUAUUUCUCUUUUUCGUUCAUUGUUUUACAUUUAUUCAAAAUGUAAAAGAAACAUCUGAACUAAAGAUUAUUAUACUGACAAAUACGUAUAACAUACCACAUGUUACUCAUUACCAUCAAUCACUUCCCGGCAUGAGACUGCAAAGCAUAGACUGUGCCACCUGUGGAGCAAUCCCAGCCAUUAAUAUUUGAUCAAAUUUGAUGUAUAACAGAUAUGAGGAAAUUUUAAAAAUAACGACCUAAAUUUUUAAAUAGCCAUCAAUACAAAACUGUUAUCAUAAAUGUUAACUAAGAGCGCAGCUUACAACCAAUAUUAUUGUUGUUUCACAAAUGUUCUUGUCUUUAAUAAA
Messenger RNA from Magallana angulata, 1656 nucleotides. RefSeq lists its product as uncharacterized. The transcript is spliced from 5 exons. The record is from RefSeq and is a predicted model, not a curated record. NCBI's taxonomy places the organism in Eukaryota, Metazoa, Mollusca, Bivalvia, Ostreida, Ostreidae. Bases 99 to 893 code for a protein of 264 amino acids.